Prorocentrum cordatum is the source of this 1746-nucleotide messenger RNA. The record is from the annotation of a GenBank genome assembly. Lineage: Eukaryota; Dinophyceae; Prorocentrales; Prorocentraceae.
AUGGCGUCCGCGAAGACGUUGAACGUGACCAACGCUUCCACGCAGACGCUAAAGGUGCGGCUCACCCACACGUACUUCAGGCAACCGACGAAUGCCAAGCUGACGGCGUUCGGCGGAUACUUCGUCAGCGAGUCUGGCGACUAUAUCGCGGGGGAAGCCUUGUUCUUCGGGACGCCAGACAAACAAAAAACGGAACUGAAGAACUUCCAGGACAAGUACACACCCGGAAGCGCCUGGCAGUUCCGCAGAAUGCAAGCAAAGGCCAAGGACUCGAAAUAUCACUCUGCCCCACACCCGGUCACCAUUAACCUGACCCAUAAGAAUAUGACCGCGAAGAGCCUGUCUGCGACUGAAGCCCAGAACUUGCCUUCUGAAGCAGAGCCGAGGAUGACGGCCGGGGACGUCCUCGGCCUCUCCCGCGACCAGCUCCUCGACGUCCACGGGCGCGUGGCGGAGAUCAAACGCGACCUCAAGCAGAAGGACAGCUACAUUAGCGAACUCCACAUCUGCGACGACCAAGGCCGCAUCCUCCAAAUCAAUUUCUGGGACAAGGACCGCGGCAUCAUCAGUGAGACGGAGAAGGGCGACGUGGUGUAUAUAUUCCACGCGUGGCUUACAAAAGAACAAUCCGGAGGCAUCCACCUGACGGCCAACUCUACCACCGUCGUCGCCAAAGCUGGAGGGUCUCUCCCGGGCGCCGCCAGAUUGAACGCCCUCGACAUCGCCAGCAUGACGACUUAUACCUUGUCAGCGGCGGGGAACACCACCGACUACAAGACGGGACGAGCCAUGUGGUGCAACCUUUCGGUCCUCGAGUACAUGUCGGGAUUCCAGAAAGAGUUGCCCGAGCAGUUGUUCGAGGUCCCCAGCUGCACGGUCGCUUUGUUAGACGCGGAUCCCGACCACCUCUGCGCCAAGGGGACGGACCGUAUCUACGCCAAGGCCUCCAUACAUGACAGCGCAGGCUCCGCGCAGGCAUACCUGACAGAAUCUUCGGCUCUGGCAUUGGCCGAGUCGGAUUCGAAAGCUUCCUUCCUUGAUGCCGUCUCCACCGACGCCGUGAAUUUCCCGCGCGCGCGUCUGCGCCUCCGGUACGCCACCUCCAAGGACGGCAAGGAGGCUGGCGCGCCGCCAAGUUUCGCAGUCGUCUGCGCAGAGCCCCGCACCUUCGACACCGCCACGCCCACCACGUUCAUCCCCAGCGAGGACCGGCUCCUCCCCGCCAAACUGACCUGGCUGUCGAUGUCGCCCACCGGCCGCCUUGCCAUCAAUCCCGCAGGCAACGGAGCACCCACCCUUACUUCGGGAGCUCUGGUGCUGCUCCGUGGCGCGCGCGACCCGACGGUAACGUCCAUCGAUGACGGGUUCGCCAUUGUCAACACCGUCCGGGAUGCGAUGGAGGAAUCCAAGGAUGACACCUGGAGUGCUUCGACCACGGCAAUCGUUUCGAAGCUCCCGCGCUAUUCCAUCCCGCGGAAACACGCCGCCUUCGCCCACAUCACGCACAUCAACGUGGAUGCAAAGGAGCUGCUGCUGUCCGAGGUGUGGGCCGUCUCAGAGGCCGCGUCUUUCCCACAGUGGCAGAAAGAGUUGAACUUCGCGCAGGCAGGCCUGAAUGAGCCCCCGGCAACCAUGAAACGCAAGAGGGGCCCAAUCUCCUUCCAGCACGCGUGCGACGAGAUCUUCACUAACACGAAGAAGCGCUAUGCACCCAGUUUCGGCAGCGCGGAGGAGGUCGAGGCAUGA